AUGGGUGAGAUUGUCGUUGCCUUCGAUCUCUACGGCACCUUGUUGUCGACAGAGAGCAUUGCGAAGGAAUUAGCUUCGCACUUUGGCCAAGAGAAAGCGAACUCAAUCGCUGCAGUAUGGAGAAAAUAUCAGCUCGAAUAUACCUGGAGGCUGAACAGCAUGAAACAUUAUGAGGAUUUCUCGGUCGUGACCCGCAAAUCACUCUUGCAUGCGCUAGCAGAGCAUGCCGUCAGUCUCGGUGACCAGGACAUCCAGAAGCUCAUGGAUGCGUACGACCAUCUUUCAACCUUUCCCGAUGUCAACCCAGCAUUGAAGCGGCUCGAGAACAACUCUAGCAUCAAAUGCGUGGUGUUUUCAAAUGGGACGAAGACAAUGGUGGCGAACUCCGUCAACAGAUCGCAAGAUCUCAACACCUCAGUCUUCCAGGAUGUUGUCUCUGUGGACGCUGUACGGGCUUUCAAACCAGCGCCGGAGGUGUACCGCUUCCUUGCUGAAAAGGUGGGCAGGGCUGGCCAGGAGGAUAAAAUAUGGUUAGUAUCGGGGAACCCCUUCGACGUUGUCGGCGCGAGAGCUUGUGGCUUUCAAGCGGCUUGGGUCGAUCGAGCUGGGUUGGGUUGGCAGGACCGGUUGGGACGUGAACCCACUGUUGUUGUGAAGAGCCUCGAGGAAGUGGCUGACGCUGUGGAGAAGCACGCGGGAUGA
Cladophialophora carrionii CBS 160.54 is the source of this 702-nucleotide messenger RNA. Its product is annotated as haloacid dehalogenase, type II. The transcript has 2 exons. Bases 1 to 702 code for a protein of 233 amino acids. Gene Ontology annotation, molecular function: hydrolase activity, acting on halide bonds, in C-halide compounds. The record is from RefSeq and is a predicted model, not a curated record. Lineage: Eukaryota; Fungi; Ascomycota; Eurotiomycetes; Chaetothyriales; Herpotrichiellaceae.